Molecule: messenger RNA, 492 nt
Organism: Leguminivora glycinivorella
Lineage: Eukaryota; Metazoa; Arthropoda; Insecta; Lepidoptera; Tortricidae
Exons: 4
Coding region: 169-492 (107 amino acids)
Source: RefSeq, a predicted model, not a curated record
UGGCUGAGCUGAUGAUGGAAGGUCAACUCCUCAAUGGUGCCUGUUCAAAUACCAGGAUUAUGUCACCAAUAUUAGACCCUGAUUCACUAUCUGAAACAUCUUCGAUAGUGCCAAUUGCGAAGGAAAUUAAAAUAAGUACCUAAUAUAGAUAUACUACGUGAUUACGCAAUGAUUCGGGAUUCUGAAUCUGAAACUGAUGUCGAUAUGCAGACAAGUUCGCAAAAUGAGAGCAACGUAAAUAUAAUCUCUAAUAUAAAGAUUUCAGGAUUAUCAAUAUUUCUAAAUUUAGGCGAAGUUUCUGACAAUGAAGUAGUCUCCAUAUCAGAUUUAAAUUCAAUCGACCCUGUGCGCCUUGACCAGGGGACAGAGGAUUAUUCGGAAUUAUUAAACAAAGAGAAGAAACCAAGAAAAAAGCGAAGAAGGGCAUGUCGCAACUUAACUUUAACCCAAAACCUCGAUUCCGAAACUGAUACACAAGAUUUUUCUCCGUGA